AUGUUGAAAUCGCCGCCAUGUACAAUAGGCAAUAUGUCUUUAGGACAGAUACAAAAACUUAUUGGCUGUGAUGUUGUUUUACUAAUAGGAGCGUCACUUUCAGGUCAAGGUACUCAAAGUGUAUUCUUUCGUGCUGCUAGUAAUCGUCGGCAAACAACGUAUUGGAGUUCAGACUUGAAUAGUGACUUACCAUUGACGACCAAAGAUGAUGUCACUCAUAAAGAUACAUUUAUGGCACAUGAUUUGGGUCAUUUUACCAUAGUUGAUCUGAUUUUCACUGACAUACAUUUCAUUCUUCAUUGGAGUGCAUACAUUGCAAUGACGAUUAUGUUAUUAAUUGAUGCCUUGUCAAAAGCAUUUACAAAAUGGAUAGGCGUUCAACUUACUAUUGCAUCAACGUUUCAUUGGUUAACGGAAUCUGAACAACUUCGAAGUAAAAUCAUAGCACAAUUGAGUACAUACACAGAUGGUAAUAAAGGUGGUCAAAUAUCAUAUACAUUAAAUCAAACAUUUCUUAAUGGUUAA
This is a messenger RNA of Rotaria sp. Silwood1, 525 nucleotides long. NCBI's taxonomy places the organism in Eukaryota, Metazoa, Rotifera, Eurotatoria, Philodinida, Philodinidae. The record is from the annotation of a GenBank genome assembly.